AUGUCAGCGCGAGGCCUGGGCUCCACUUCGCCUGACCCGGGCGCGUCAUCUCACGACCAACACCCACUAAUGGAUCUCGUAGACGGCGAAGAAGCGCGCGGGAGAAGUCAUCCCGAAGGCGCUGCCGCGGAUCUGAUGCGGAGACUUGGUGUUUCGCCUGAGAGGAGGAUCAAAGUCACGCCUGAGGAUGAUGCGCGUGUUUUGAGGCGGAUUGAUAUGGUUGUUCUGCCGCUCAUGCUAGCGGUCUAUUUUCUCCAAGGUCUUGAUAAAGCGACUAUCGCAUAUGCAUCCAUCUUCGGCCUUAUUGAAGACACAAACCUAAAGGGCAAUCAAUUCUCAUGGCUCAGCUCAAUAGUCUACGUCGCUCAACUCAUCGCGCAAUUCCCGCUAGCGUGGCUUCUCGUCAAACUGCCCAUUGGGAAAUUCACAAGCUGCAUGGUCACACUCUGGGGCUUGACCCUUACCUUCAUGGCGGCGGCACAUACCUUUCACAGUCUGCUUUUCGCACGUUUCUGGCUCGGUGCUUUCGAGGCUAGUAUUGCGCCGAGUUUUGUGGCUAUUACGCAGAUGUUCUGGAGGAGGAGAGAGCAGCCUCUUAGAAUGUCGUAUUGGUAUGCGAUGAAUGGAUUCACUGGUGUUUUUGGGAGUUUGGCAACUUGGUGGCUUGCGCAGCUACCGUUUGGACUGAAACCGUACCAGACCAUCUUUGUCGCCUUUGGAAUCAUCACCGUCUGCUUCUCCACUGUUCUAUUCUCAUAUAUGCCCGACUCUCCCGCCGAAGCGAAAUUUCUUGAUAAGCACGAUAAACUUAUCGCCAUUGAACGACUAAGAAUGAAUCAGACUGGUGUCAUGUCGCGGCAAUGGCGAUGGGACCAUUUCUGGGAGACCAUGCGAGAUUUAAAGACUUGGCUCUGGUUCUCUCUCAUCUUCAGCAUUUCAGUACCCUCUGGUGGCGUCGGCUCUUUUGGCCCUCUCCUCAUCAAAUCCUUUGGCUUCGACUCUUUCCAUGCCAUCCUCUUCAAUGCCCCAUUUGGUGUUGUUCAGUUCAUCUCUACAGUUGGAGGCUCGAAUACUCUGCUUGGCGGAUACUACAUGAUCUCUGUCUUCCCAGGAAUAAUUCCUCUGAUCUACUCAUGGUCGUCCUCCAACACCGCAGGCGACACCAAGGGCAAAUGCAACUCAUCCGUCCUCUUCAUCGGCCAAUCUCUCGGAAACAUCAUUGGCCCUCUUCUCUACAAACCAUCAGAGGCGCCCGAGUAUCACAGAGGAUUAUACUGGAAUCUGCUUCUCUACAUCGCAAUUGUAGGUCUUGUUGUUGUUACGACCAUGUAUCUGACCUACCUCAAUCGCGAUCACAGUCGCCGUCGCGUCAUGGCCGGAAAAGACGCAGUGAUUGUAAACUACAGCUUGUACUCACCCGAAGAAGCCGAUCGUCUUCGAAGGUCCAAGGCGACCGAGGGACAGCACAUCGAAAAUGCGAGGGAUGCGACGGUGGGAGAUCAUGCGUUUGAUGAUAUGACGGAUUUGGUUAACGAUGAAUUCCUCAUGGGUAUCUCCCCCAAAGCCACUAAUACCAUUUGUACACCCAACCUCUGCAUCAUGCAAAUCGGUCUUCUUCCCGCGACCGAUAUUCAGACCCAUCGUUGA
This is a messenger RNA of Fusarium subglutinans, 1647 nucleotides long. RefSeq names its product allantoate transporter. The record is from RefSeq and is a predicted model, not a curated record. The transcript is spliced from 8 exons. Gene Ontology annotation, molecular function: transmembrane transporter activity. NCBI's taxonomy places the organism in Eukaryota, Fungi, Ascomycota, Sordariomycetes, Hypocreales, Nectriaceae. Gene Ontology annotation, biological process: transmembrane transport. Bases 1 to 1647 code for a protein of 548 amino acids. Gene Ontology annotation, cellular component: membrane.